This is a messenger RNA of Stegastes partitus (bicolor damselfish), 1410 nucleotides long. Its product is annotated as histone H1.0-B-like. Gene Ontology annotation, cellular component: nucleus; nucleosome. The transcript has a single exon. The coding region runs from base 264 to 851 and encodes 195 amino acids. NCBI's taxonomy places the organism in Eukaryota, Metazoa, Chordata, Actinopteri, Pomacentridae. Gene Ontology annotation, biological process: chromosome condensation; negative regulation of DNA recombination; nucleosome assembly. The record is from RefSeq and is a predicted model, not a curated record. Gene Ontology annotation, molecular function: double-stranded DNA binding; nucleosomal DNA binding; structural constituent of chromatin.
GCCUGUGGAAUAAGACACUUAAGUGAUCCGGUGUGCAGACGCGACACUUUGUGCGGAUGAUUAUAUUAAUGUUAUUUUUCUUUUAAAAACACGGCUUGACAUUGUCUGAUUACAAGGACUUUGUGGGAAGAGAGAAAAGGAAAAAGCGUUUUUUCUGGACGCGCAUUUAUUCCGCUCUUCCUGACGUUCCAGUGCACCGAGCCGGCUGAAAUUACACCUCCAGGACUUGUUUGUUAACUUAUUAUUAAGAAAGAAAAGUCAUCAUGGCAGAGACGUCGGCAGCUCCAGCCAAAGCCAAGAAGACAUCCAAGCCCAAGAAACCUGCCUCUCAUCCCAAGUACUCGGAGAUGAUUAGAGCCGCUAUUGUUCACGACGCGAGCCGGAGCGGAGCGUCCCGUCAGUCCAUCCAGAAGUACGUGCGCAAGAACUACAAGGUGGGAGACAACGCCGAUGUACAGAUUAAAAUGGCCCUGAAGAGGCUGGUGGCGGACGGGACGCUGCGCCACACCAAAGGCAUCGGCGCGUCCGGAUCCUUCAGGCUGAACAAGCCGGAGGAAACCAAAAAGACCACCAAGACAGCGGCGGUCGUCAAACCCAAGAAGGCUGCGAAGCCCGCAAAACCCAAGAAGGCGUCCAAACCCAAGAAGGUGCACAAGACGCCGGAAAAGCCCAAGAAGGCAGCUGCAAAGAAAGUGAGGAGGGUCGCGAAAAAGGCGACGCCGGUGAAAGCCAAAAAGGCACCAGUUAAGAAAGCCAAGCCAGCCAAGGCCAAACCAAAACCAGCAAAGAAAGCAGCGAAGCCCAAGGCAAAGACGGCCAAAAAGGGAGCCAAAUCAGCAAAAAAGAAGUAAAGAAAAAAAAGAAAAGAAAGGACACUAUGAGAAAGACAAAGUCACUGUAAAUACUUAAGGAAAUGUUUUCGUAUAUGUAUUAUUUUUGUAAGGUCUCAUGCAAACUUAUGCUGUUUCUACCAGUAGUUUUCUCUCCAUUGCACUAUAGCCUGAAGAAGCUGUAGAAAUACCUGUGAGCAUUUUUAUUCCGUUAAUAAUAAUAAUACCGUUAAUUUCUGUCUGAUCCUUGGAUACGUGUAAGCUCGACUGAAAGUGUAAAUACAGUCCAACUAACUAUAGUUAUUGUUAGUGCACGGGGUCAUACUGAAAAUACAAAUGUUUGAAUGGUGAGCAUUGUUGAGCCUUUACAAUGUACAGACCAUAGGCAGUGGACGUCAGCAAGAUUUUUCCUAAAGGCUCCAUAGUUGUCAUUCAGCGUCCAUUCUGUCAAAAAAAAAAAAAAUUCUCAUGUUCAGACGACUCAUGAUAUACAAACAUCCCACUGUUUCCAGUCACUUUUAAAGACUGUUGACACUACAGUUCAAUAAACCUUUGUCAUCUUCUAAAAAAAACAAAAAAA